Cinclus cinclus is the source of this 735-nucleotide messenger RNA. Its product is annotated as C-type lectin domain family 4 member F-like. The record is from RefSeq and is a predicted model, not a curated record. Bases 1 to 735 code for a protein of 244 amino acids. NCBI's taxonomy places the organism in Eukaryota, Metazoa, Chordata, Aves, Passeriformes, Cinclidae. The transcript is spliced from 6 exons.
AUGGCCGGCAGCCCCGACCUGUACGAGACCCUGGAGAUCCGGUACCCGCCCCCCCGGGCCCCCGCCCCGGCCCGGCCACCGCCACCGCCACCGGCGGGGUCCCCGAGGUGGCACCGGGUGUGUCACCGGGCACUGGGCACGGCCCUGCUGCUGCUGCUGGCGGCGGCGCUGGCGGCGCUGAGCACCCUGUACGUGCAGGGCCGGGGGGAGCUGAGGGCGGCACGGGCACAGCUGGCAGUGGCCACCGAUCCCCUGUGGCCCGACCCCGACGGUGACACCCCUUCAGCGGCACAGCAGCGACGGGACCGGCUCGGGCGGUGGCUGCAGGGGCUGGCGCUGGGCUGGCGCUACCACCGGGGCAAGAUUUACCUGUUCUCGGGCCAGAGACAGCCCUGGGCCGCGGCCGAGGCCGCCUGCGCGGUGACACACGCGCACCUGGCCACUGUCACCAGCGCCGAGGAGCAGGCCUACCUGGCCCGGGAAGCCCGAGGUGGCUCCUACUGGAUUGGGCUGGCAGCCACAGGCCCGGGGGGCUCCUGGCGCUGGGCAGACGGGACCCCCUAUUCACCUGAGCACAGUUUUUGGGCUCCAGGCCAGCCGGACAGCACCGACCACGGCCGGUGGGGAGGGGAGGGAUGUGUCCAGAUCCACCCGGUGGGAGCGGGGCUCUGGAAUGACCACAACUGCAACUUCAGCUUCCCCUGGGUGUGCCAGAGGGACCUGAGUGUCCCCUGA